Molecule: messenger RNA, 752 nt
Organism: Mucor mucedo
Lineage: Eukaryota; Fungi; Mucoromycota; Mucoromycetes; Mucorales; Mucoraceae
Exons: 1
Coding region: 150-647 (165 amino acids)
Biological process (GO): positive regulation of transcription by RNA polymerase II
Molecular function (GO): DNA-binding transcription factor activity, RNA polymerase II-specific; RNA polymerase II cis-regulatory region sequence-specific DNA binding; protein dimerization activity
Source: RefSeq, a predicted model, not a curated record
UUCUCUUUUAUUUUUCUAGCUGUUGCCCUUUUUCUCUCUUUGUACCCAAAUAAAGUAGAAAAAAAAAAAAAAAAACUUGUUAUUAAAAAUUUACUUUUAUAUCGAUUGCCUUUUUUAUAAUUUCAAAAGUCAAAAAAAAUAAUAUACAAAUGCAGUCAACAGGCUAUUAUCCAACAAGCCAACAAGCUUAUUUGGUUCAACAACAGCAACAUCAGCAGCAACAACAACAACAACAACAGACGUCUCCUUUACCCCACCGACCACAAGCGUUAAACCAAGUGAUUAUGGAAGAGCCUCUGGAAGGCGAUGAGGAAGACGAUGAGGAAGAAGAAAAGAAACCCAUGAGACGGUCAGGUCGUCGCAAGAUCAAGAUUGAGUACAUUGAGGACAAGACUCGACGUCAUAUUACAUUUUCAAAAAGAAAGGCGGGUAUCAUGAAAAAGGCGUAUGAAUUGUCCACACUCACGGGUACCCAAGUCUUGUUGUUAGUCGUAUCCGAAACCGGCCUCGUUUAUACCUUUACCACACCCAAACUUCAGCCUCUCGUCACUAAACCAGAAGGCAAGAAUCUGAUUCAAUCUUGUUUAAACGCUCCUGAUACCUCUCUGGAUACAAAUCCACCCUCUUCCUCUCCUUCAAUGGUAUAAUCUUUAUAUAAUUUAGUUUUCCGGGAAAUCUAUUUUGUUUUUUCUCACACUUAUUUUAUUCAUCAUUAGGGAAAUCUGUACCAAGCUCAAAAAUAGUUUCUCUCU